CCGCUUAAUUAAAUUGCAGAUCUUAUCCCCUAUUUACUGCCAUAGUAUUUAAUUUCCCUACUAUGGCUGCAAAUGGGGGAUGAGAUCUGUUUGGUAACUGACUUUCUUCCAUAUAUCUUCCUUUGUGUUCAGUAGAACAAAGAAAUGAAUACAGGUUUGGAACAACCUGAGGGUGAGCAAAUGAUGACCAAAUUUUUAUUUUUGGGUGAACUUUCCCUUUAAAUCAUAUUAGCUUUAUGGGUCAGUUGAACUUAAAUUGUUAUUGAACUGACUUAAAAAAAUCGAGUUGUAAAAUACACCUAGAUUUUUUAAGUCAGUUUAAUAUAAUUAAGUUAAGUUGACUCGUAAAGCUAAUUUUACGUAACUUAAAAAAGUUAAGGCCGCUGAAAUUGUUGACAUUUUUUAAUACAGUGUAGAUAGACAUGUAAUAGAUGCUUUUUGCUUUAUUUUUGAUGUAGGUUUUUGUCAUUUAAGAGUUUUUGUUCAAAGCACAGAACAGCAAUCCUGAUGCCACCAUUGAGAUCAGCGACCUGCUCCGUACCACAACAGAUAGAAAGUGCAGAAUAAAACAAACAGAAAAGAAGAUAUUUUGAAGAACAUUGGUAACCACAUUUCCGUUGUAUGAACACAAAACCACGGAGAUAUUUCUCAAAUAUAAACCAAGGGGAAAGUGCAUCAUCACUUCAUAGAUGACAGCGGCAGUCAAGCAUUGUCUUACAGGCUGGCUUACGGAACUCAAAACCUAGCUUUAUUCAUCGAUGGAUGUAUGACAGUGAGGUCCUUGGAGGAAUUUGAUUGAUCUUCUGUACUUCAACUGUCAAUCAAAGAUGAAUCCUAAGAACAGCUGGCUCUGCAUGCAAGAAUGUGUCCGGUUUGGUCUGGCGAGGUGGCUCGGAUGACCGGUGCAUUUUGAAGUGUUUCAAAGCGCAGUAGACCCAGCUCGAUUCAAAUGAAGAAAGACAGCCGUGGGCUCCGUCAAAGACCAUCUCUCCACCCGUGACAGGACUCGCGUUUCCGCCCGCUGACAGCCAGAAGUUCUUCCAGGUUCUUCGUCCCCAGACGCUCUCAGAAUGGACCUACUUUCCAGCCAGCAGAAGUGCUCACAGGAGCGCUGAGGAUUUCGGGGAAUAAAAGAACAAAUCCUUGAUCAGGAUUUUUUAUUGAAAUCUCUUGACGUUGACCACUCAGACGCCAUCCAUCACUUCGAGUUGAAAAGGAACCCCGAGGGGCCAAAGGAAUAAGUAUCACCCAAUCAUCCCGAGAUCCUUUGAUUUCAUAUCGUGUCGAGAGGAUCCUAAGCGAUACCGUUCGACGGGAGAUAAUUGAACUUCCUGCCGGCAGGCGAUUGAAAAUGGAGGACUAGAGGUUGAAGUGGUUUUUCUGGGGGGUCACCGCUCGGGAUCAGAUUGGAGCGUAGUUUUGACAUCCAACUGAUUCCUGUCUGUGGCUUUACUUUUUUGUCCUUUUGGCCAGUUCUCUAGAUAAGGGACGGAAGAGCUGAGGAAAAACAGGAUGUUGUGUUCGGUUGAACUUUUAGAUUAACAUUCAACAGUGUUGCUGUGUUGGUGCGGAAAGAAUCGAGAUAGGUAGCAGAUGGCAUGCCUUCGAUUAACAAUGUGGGGCAAACAAAUGCAAUUUUUGUUGCAUGCUUUAGCCUUAUUAUUCUGGUAGGGAUAAAUCGAAAGGCAGAAAGAGCACAAGACCAAAGACCAAUAGACGGCGAGCAAAAAGGGAGGUAGGGGGUCGAUGCUACAGAUAUGAGGUGUUAACUCCCGCCUGUUUGAUUAAGUUAGGCCUUUCCUAUUCAUCUUCUUUUCAUCUCAAAAAUGAGAUUUUUUCCUUUUUCAAAUGACCCUUAAGACUGUAACACACUGCAGAGACUGAGUUAGGGUGGGGAAACAGAGGGAGAGAGUUUGUUCCCAGCUGAAACAAAAUGUUCUCCUGCCUUCUUAUUCUUACAAUUUCAGCUAUUUACCUCAACCCUUCAUUUCUGUUUUCAUCCCCCUACUUACGCCUCUGGGAGAUCAGGCGAGAGAAUUGAGUUGUUUUAUCUUAGCUGGAAUCUUUUCAAUUUUUGCUUCCCUGACAGAUUUUUUUCUGUACCCGUUCACCCCGGACAAAAUGCAGUUGUAUCGCAAGUCAAAAUCAGGACCCUGAUAUCGUUCGGCGGGGGAGAGCCAGGCACUGAGAUAGAAAGAAGAGAGACCUUCUGAUGGAAGCCUAACCUCCGAUCUUAAAAAUAUCUGUUUUUUCUCAACCCCCACCUCCCCAAUCCGGUUCAGAGGUAUCCUCGGAUAUUCCUUCUUAGAUCCCUCUUUUUCCACGGAUCUGUCGGCGUUCUCGACGGGACGCAGCCAGCUUGUCUCGGUGCCAAUCCUUUCAUAUUAGCUCCUGGUGUCGUCUGCUUCAUUCAGUGGCGGUGCAGGCAGCCAGACGACCUUUCUCCAUGAGGAGCAGGGGAAGAUGCCGGCUCUGCCAGCGCUGCUGCUGUCGAUUCACCUCCUCCAGUUACUGCUGACCAUGGCCCCAUCCUCUCACAGCCAGACACCUGCUCUCGCAGCCGUCAGGAUGGCUGCUAUUUUAGAUGAUCAGUCAGCGUGUGGACGUGGAGAACGUUUGGCUUUGGCUCUCGCCCGAGAGAACAUCAACAGCGUGAUGGAGGCCCGAGCUCGUGUGGAGGUCGACAUCUUUGAGUUACAGAGGGACUCUCAGUACGAGACUACAGACACAAUGUGUCAGAUUUUGCCAAAGGGAGUGGUCUCUGUGAUUGGCCCCGCCUCCAGUCCUGCUUCUGGGUCCACAGUCAGUCAUAUAUGUGGGGAAAAAGAGAUCCCUCACAUCAAGAUUGGUCCUGAGGAGACUCCACGCUUGCCCUACCUGCGCUUUGCCUCGGUGACGCUGUAUCCUAGCAACGAGGACUUGAGCUUGGCCAUCGGUGCCAUACUGCGUUCUUUCAGUUAUCCGACGGCCAGCCUGAUCUGUGCCAAAGCGGAGUGCCUGCUGCGAUUGGAGGAGCUGGUGCGUCACUUCCUCAUCUCCCGGGAAACGCUCUCCGUGAGGAUGCUUGAUGAGAACUUGGACCCCACACCUCUGCUGAAAGAAAUACGUGACGACAAAGUUGCCACGAUUAUCAUUGACGCUAAUGCAUCAGUGUCUAUUCUAAUACUGAAGAAGGCCUCAGAAUUGGGCAUGACAUCAGCCUUCUACAAGUACAUCCUCACCACAAUGGAUUUCCCUCUGUUAAGGUUGGAUGAUGUGGUCAAUGAUCAGACAAAUAUCGUUGGCUUCUCCAUGUUGAACAUCAGUCAUCCUUUCUACUUAGAGUUCAUCAGGAGUCUAAACCUGUCAUGGAGAGAAGGCUGUGAUCUCAGCCCUUACCCCGGACCAGCGUUGUCGUCGGCGCUGAUGUUCGACGCGGUUCACGUGGUGGUCGGCGCGGUACGAGAGCUGAACCGCAGUCAGGAGAUCGGCGUGAAACCUCUCAGCUGCACCUCCUCGCUCAUCUGGCAGCACGGCACCAGUUUAAUGAACUACCUGCGCAUGGUAGAAUAUGACGGCCUGACAGGUCGCAUCGAGUUCAACAGCAAAGGCCAGCGCACCAACUACACUCUGCGUAUUCUUGAAAAAUUCAAGGGGGGUCACAAAGAGAUUGGUGUCUGGUACUCUAAUAAAACACUGGCUAUGAACUCCACAUCUUUAGACCUCAACACAUCCGAAACUUUAGCCAACAAGACGCUAAUCGUCACCACGAUACUGGAAAACCCGUACAUGAUGCGCAAGGCAAAGUACCAGGAGUUCCAGGGAAACGAUCAGUACGAGGGAUUCUGUGUGGAUAUGCUGCGGGAGCUGUCGGAUAUUUUGAAGUUCUCUUACCGGAUCAAGUUAGUGGAUGACGGGCUGUAUGGAGCUCCAGAACCGAACGGGUCAUGGACCGGCAUGGUGGGAGAACUCAUCAACCGGAAAGCAGAUCUGGCAGUCGCUGGAUUUACCAUUACGUCAGAGAGGGAGAAAGUCAUCGAUUUCUCUAAACCUUUCAUGAACCUGGGCAUCAGUAUCCUGUACCGUGUUCACAUAGGCAGGAAGCCCGGUUAUUUCUCCUUCUUGGAUCCCUUUUCGCCAGCUGUCUGGCUCUUUAUGCUUUUAGCCUAUCUGGCUGUUAGCUGUAUACUUUUCCUGGCAGCCAGGCUGAGCCCAUAUGAGUGGUACAACCCCUUCCCGUGUUGGCGGGACCGCAGGGAUCUUCUGGAGAACCAGUACACACUGGGGAACAGCCUGUGGUUUCCUAUCGGUGGUUUCAUGCAGCAGGGCUCAGAGAUCAUGCCCCGGGCCCUGUCCACACGCUGCGUCAGCGGAGUUUGGUGGGCCUUUACGCUGAUCAUCAUCUCCUCCUACACGGCGAACCUGGCAGCGUUCCUGACGGUUCAGAGGAUGGAGGUGCCGAUCGAAUCUGCCGACGACCUGGCCGAUCAGACGAACAUCCAGUACGGCACUAUUCAGGGAGGAAGUACCAUGACCUUCUUCAUGAACUCGCGCUACCAGACGUACCAGCGCAUGUGGAAUUACAUGUACUCCAAGCAGCCCAGCGUGUUCGUGAAGAGCACGGAGGAGGGCAUAGCGCGGGUUUUAAACUCCAAGUACGCCUUUCUUCUGGAGAGCACCAUGAACGAGUACUACCGUGUUCUGAACUGCAACCUCACGCAGAUCGGAGGUCUGUUGGACACCAAGGGCUACGGCAUUGGAAUGCCUUUGGGUUCUCCGUUCAGAGACGAGAUCACGUUAGGUGUGUUACAACUGCAGGAGAACAACAGAUUAGAGAUUCUGAAACGCCGAUGGUGGGAGGGGGGCAAGUGUCCUAAGGAGGAAGACCAUCGAGCCAAAGGUUUGGGUAUGGAGAACAUCGGAGGAAUCUUCGUGGUGCUGAUAUGUGGGCUCAUAAUAGCUGUUUUUGUGGCCAUUAUGGAGUUUGUGUGGUCCACACGCCGGUCGGCAGAGACAGAUGAGGUACGCCCUCACUCCUGCAGCGCCCGAAAACACAGACACGCCAGAGUGUCAGUAUGUCAGGAGAUGAUGACGGAAUUCCGAAACGUUAUCUCCUGUAAAAAGAACUCCCGUUUACGACGCCGACGACCCCUCUCGUCCCACGGCAUCCUCCGUCACCCGGCCCGUCUCCCUCUGGGAGCCCCCAGGCCCGUACGUCUGGUACGAGAGAUGCGUCUCAGCAACGGCAAACUGUACAGCGGGGCGGGCACGUUAACCGGAGCCUCGACCGUCCCGGGACCUGUCGGGGUUCCUGCAGAAAUUGGGUCGGGCCCUCAACGACUGCUGGAGGACCCUCUCGGUGCCAACAUCUCUAACACCGCGCCCUCUCUGGUUCCCGCUUCGAUUCCCGCUCCGGCCCCCCGAGGCUGCACGCACGUACGAGUGUGCCAGGAGUGCCGUCGAAUCCAGAGCCUCCGUUCCACGUCCGCUUGCUCUCGUAUCGCCCAGCUGGCCUCCGCCACGUCCUCUCUCCCUCGUCUGCCCCCGCCGCCCUCCGCUUCCAUUACAAACACAGACAGCGAGGGAGGGGGCUCGGGCAGCCCCCGCAGGCCCAAACCCACGCCCCCUCCCAGGCCGUUACCGCCCGCUAAAACGCCCUCUACCGAUCUGCUCUGUAAGCAAGACUGAGGUACAUGCGAGAUGAUGAAUGUGCGGCUCGCUGGAGGACAGACAGACACGCGUCAAGUCGAGACUCACAAAUAGCUGUGCCGACACCUCCAGUCAAGGUGACCUCUGGGAUACUGCAGAAAUAUGGGCCGUUUUGGCGGCACCUCAGACUGAUGCGAAAUUAAAUUAAUGGAAACCGAGCGGAUGAUUCAGCCAACCUCUUCCUUUCCAAGUGUCCAGUUUAACGCUGUCAUGCAAUGGCACGGGGAGGAAUGUGAGGUUUGGCAGACUGUUGAGACUACGUAAUGCAUAUCCCACGAAAGAAUGCUAUGCAACAUAAGCGGAUAAACCAAGAAGAACCGAAGGAAUGCCGUUUGAUUUUACGAUGGAUUAUGCUCCUGUGAGGACCAUUCAGUCAGACUCAACAAAUGUGUGCACAUAGAACUGAAAUCGUGUUAAUUUCCUUUUUUUCUUUCUCUAAUAGUGAAUCAAAGGGGGGGAUGUAAAGCUUCGCUCUUUUUAUUCCUAAAGGUCACUUGCUUCUUUUCAUUUUUAGCUUUUCGGUUUGUUUAUUUAAAACUUUUUUUUAACGAUAGCUCUUUUUCCUCCUGUCGGUGUCUCUAUAGACAAGUCUUUUCGAUUUUUCUAUGUUUUGAGGGGGAGGUGUUAUGGUUGGGAAUGGUUUGUUUUGAGCGUAUCUCUGAGAAACUGAAAUCUCCAAAACAGUCAAGGAUUAAAGUCAACAUGAAUCAUUUACCUCCAUACUGCGACAUUUAAAUGAACGAUGACUUGAUUGGAACCGUAAUGUCUGAACGUCAGGUUUACCCUUCAAAGCAUUUACAUUUGACAGACGCUUUUAUCCAAAGCGAGAUUUUGUGCAUUCAAGGUCCAUUUUUGCCUGGGAAUCAAACCCGAUGACCCGUACGAUGCUUAUGCAAUUCUUUACCAAUUUAGACUUUCCAAUUCCUGCAUUAACUAUAGGCAAGAAAGGCUUUGUUACAUAUAACACUAGCCUGAUGUAAUGCCUUAACUAGCUGUUAGCUAGUAGCUGUAUUAGCUGUAGCGGGAAUACUGGUUAACACGAACUAGUGCUGCCUACUGUAGAUGAUGUCAUUCGGGGAAAACAAAUGCGGUUUCAGAUGCGGUUAUUAAAAUUAAAUGAAAGAUGAUGGAGUAUUAUAGACCAAUGCUUUUUCUUUGGAAUAAUGUGCACCGAUCGAGCAUAAUAAGAGCCUUCUAUUAAGAAAGUAAUUGGGGUCAAUUUCGACUUCAUGUUGACUUUAACAAGAUUUGAAAUUCUAGGCAGAUCGCAUAAUGUAAGUACACAAGGAAACACGUCUCAUUUGCAGAACAAUGACAAGAACAAACGAGACGGAGGACCUUUUGUGCACCUGUAGGCCUGUGUGAUGCUGCGAUGGGCCGAAUAAUGAUACUUCUCAUUACAGAACUAAAUGAGCAACUGUCACGAGUUAUUUGUUGAAACGCACCAGAGGUUGCUGUCUGUGUGGUAAAAUUUCAAUAUCCAUUUAUAUCCCCCCAAAAAACCCAGCAGUACUAUUUUCAGUCUCCAGAAUUAUAGCAUUCAUAUGUUGGUGCUUUUGGGUGUGUGUGUGUGUGUGCGUGUGUGUGUGUGUGUGUGUGUGUGUGUGUGUGUGUGUGUGUGUGUGUGUGUGUGUGUGUGUGUGUGUGUGUGUGUGUGUGUGUGUGUGUGUGUGUGUGUGUGUGUGUGUUUGAAUAAGGGUCACAUGGGGUAUGAGGCUGUUUGUGAUUAAUUUUUUUAUCCAAGCUGAUUUUUUAUUUCCUCAUUAAUUUUCAGAGAUUUCUAUUCCAGUGCUUGAUGAAUCGCACCCACGAUGAAGAUAUCAAGUAAAUGAUUGAGAUUAUAUUGUUAUUAAUAUUCAAAUAAAAAUGUGGGUUAUGUAGGAGGGCUGUUUCCCUCUUUGGUUAAAUAUACGGUAUAGACACGUUUGGAAUAAAACUGUGAUUCAAACUGUGACUUUUGCUCUGCGUG
Triplophysa rosa is the source of this 7657-nucleotide messenger RNA. Its product is annotated as glutamate receptor ionotropic, kainate 5. Gene Ontology annotation, molecular function: kainate selective glutamate receptor activity; transmitter-gated monoatomic ion channel activity involved in regulation of postsynaptic membrane potential. Lineage: Eukaryota; Metazoa; Chordata; Actinopteri; Cypriniformes; Nemacheilidae. The coding region runs from base 2464 to 5667 and encodes 1067 amino acids. The transcript has 25 exons. The record is from RefSeq and is a predicted model, not a curated record. Gene Ontology annotation, cellular component: postsynaptic membrane; kainate selective glutamate receptor complex; plasma membrane. Gene Ontology annotation, biological process: monoatomic ion transport; modulation of chemical synaptic transmission; synaptic transmission, glutamatergic.